AGUGUUUUGCAUUGGAUCCUGUAUCUUCAGCUAAAGAGAAUAUAGGCUAUAUUGUACUUGAUUUAAGGGCUGUGCAGGAAAAGAAACAGCAUCUGCCUUUCUUUCUGGACUAGACCCUAAAAGUAUUCUACCAGUCUUGAAUGAAGAAGAGGGCUAUCAUCAAAUCGGACCAGCAGAGUAUUGCAGAGACUACUUUGUCUUGUCUGUAACCAUUGCGUUUGCGACACAGUUGGAACAGUUAGUUCCUAGCACUAUGAAGCUUCCUGAACGACAGCCUGAGUUUUUUUUCUACUACUCAUUACUGGGAAAUGAUGUCACAAAUGAACCUUUCACUGAUUUGAUUAAUCCGAACUUUGAGCCAGAAAGAGCUUCAGUUCGAAUACGUAGUACAGCUGAUGUCCUUCAAGUUUAUCUUUGUGCACAGUCAAAAUUGCAGAUACAUCUUUGCUGUGGGGACCAGUCUCUUGGAAGCACUGAAAUACCCCUGUCUGGACUACUGAAGAAAGGAAAUCUGGAGAUUGGUCAACACCCUGUGGCAAUAGAAGGAGCAUUUGUCCUUGUUCCACCAAAUAGAGCGAAACAGAAACUGCCACAGUUGCCUUUGGAUAUGUCUCCUACUGUCGGGGUCUCUGUAAUUCUGCAAAGGGAGAGCUUGAGUGCCCAGCCUUUGAUUCCCUUAAAUGCUCCAACUGAACCUAAAGAGCCACAGGAGAAAGUUCUUUCACCUACUAGCGGAAAAAAAGAGGGCUUGCAGCAGAGAUCCCAGAAUGCCCCAUCUCAAGCUGACCACUCUUCUUCAACAGAAGAUGAAGCAACAGAAAGUGAAAUGGAAAGUCUUAAGUUUGAAAAAGGCACAAAACUAAAGAAAAAAGGGCUGGUGGCUGAGUCUUCCCAAGAGGUUAAUAAACAGUAUACUGAAGAGCUUCCAGCUUUCAAAUCUGAGAACAGAGCAAAGUCACCCCUAUUGUCAGAUCUGCAAAAUUCCACUGAUAAUGGUCUGGUAGCUGUAUCUCAGCCCAAACCUGUGGGUGCAUCCAGUUCUUCUGAGCCUGUGUCAGCACAGAAAAUUGUCAUUCCAGCAGCCUCUCAUCAUUUUUGCUUUUCAAUAGACUUACGAAGUAUACGUGGUCUGGAAGUUGGUUUUCCAGUAAAUUGCAUUUUAAGGUACUCGUAUCCAUUUUUUGGCAGUGCAGCACCUAUUAUGACAAGCCCACCUGUAGAAGUCAGAAAAAACAUGGAAGUCUUUCUUCCACAGUCCUACUGUGCAUUUGACUUUGCAACUAUACCUCAUCAGCUUCAAGAUACAUUCUUCAGAUUACCUCUGCUGGUUGAGUUGUGGCACAAGGAUAAAACAACUAAAGACUUGCUUCUAGGGGUGGCAAGACUUCAGCUUUCAAAUGUUUUGGCUUCAGAAAAAACCCGUUUCUUGGGUGGUAAAGGUGAACAAUGCUGGCGUCAGACUUGUAAUGAAACAGUCAGUGUCACAGCAGCACAAGGGUCAGGCAACAGAAUAGCAGAGCUUUCAUAUGCUAUUACUUUGGAAGACUAUGGGCUUGUGAAGAUGCAAGAAGUUCUAGUGUCAGAUUCUUCUCAGUGUGUAGGUGCUGGUCCACAGCAGCAUGUUCCUCACACUCAGCCUCGUUGUGCCCCAGAAAACCAUCCAGAACCUCGAGAAACUCUUGAAUACAAAGCAGCACUGGAGUUAGAAAUGUGGAAAGAAAUACAAGAGGACAUUUUUGAAAAUCAGCUUAAAAAGAAGGAAAUGGCCCAUAUGCAAGUACUUGCAGAAGAAUGGAAGAAAAGAGAUAGAGAGAGAGAAGCACUAGUGAAGAAAAAGGUAGCAGAAUAUACCGUUUUGGAGGAACAACUUCAGAAAACCCUGAGAGACCUAGAUAAGCGAGAACGACAGCUUUUUAGUGCUGAAUCAGAGCUUCAAAGAGUAAAGAAGGAGUUGGAAGCAGAGCAUGAACGAAAUCUGCAGGAGCUACAGGAUUCUGUGCGGCGAGCUAGAGAAGAAUGUGCACACCAGGUUGAGUUAGAAAGGUCAAAAAUCAAACAGCUGGAAGAAGACAAGCUUCGCUUACAGCAGCAGCUUUAUGAAGCAGAAAACAAGCAUAAAAUUUUGGAGAAGGAGUUCCAGCAAUACAAAGAACAGCAAAGUAGCAAACCAGAAAUACAGCUACAAUCGGAAAUAAAUCUUCUCACUUUAGAAAAGGUUGAACUUGAAAGAAAGUUGGAGUCAGCUACCAAGUCAAAGCUCCACUACAAACAACAAUGGACAAGGGCUUUGAAAGAACUUGCAAGGUUAAAACAGCGUGAACAAGAAAAUGCAAUGGCUCACCUUAAAAAGCAGCAACAAGAGUUGGAGCACAUGAGGUUGCGCUAUUUGGCAGCAGAAGAAAAAGAGCUGGGGAAAACAGACCGACAAGAGCUAGAGGAUAUCAGGAAUGAACUUAACAGGCUAAAGCAACAAGAAGAAGAAAGAAAGCAAUUGCAAGAUGUUAGAGAUAAUUCUGUUGGUAGAGUGGAUAGUCUUCACUCUAGAAAAUUAAAUGAGAAUAUGGAUGAUUAUCUCUCUCGUCUGAUAGAAGAGAGGGAUACCCUCUUGAGAACAGGAGUAUAUAAUCAUGAAGACCAUAUUGUAAGUGAACUUGAUCGUCAAAUCAGAGAAGCUAUUGCAAAAAGGAACAUCACUAAAUGAAAGCAUACAAAAAGUUGUUUAAAAGAGCCAGAAUUUGAACAAAGUGAUUUUUAUAAUGCUGUAUUACUUACUCUGCAAAAUAUGUAAAGUCAUGCUUAAUUUUGCACCCUAUUGUGGCUCUUUUUGAAGUCAGUGUAAAUAUUUGGAACGUGUGAAGUUAAGCAGAGUUGUAAGUUUUAUGGGGGUGAUGGCUGGUUUUUAAUGUUUUUAUACUUAUAUGUAUCUAUAUGUAAAUAUAUUUAUCUUGUGUACUUUCAU
Egretta garzetta (little egret) is the source of this 2959-nucleotide messenger RNA. RefSeq names its product centrosomal protein 120 (gene CEP120). The coding region runs from base 254 to 2701 and encodes 815 amino acids. Gene Ontology annotation, cellular component: centriole; centrosome. The record is from RefSeq and is a predicted model, not a curated record. Gene Ontology annotation, biological process: interkinetic nuclear migration; centrosome cycle; positive regulation of centriole elongation. The transcript is spliced from 18 exons. Lineage: Eukaryota; Metazoa; Chordata; Aves; Pelecaniformes; Ardeidae.